Molecule: messenger RNA, 1521 nt
Organism: Sycon ciliatum
Lineage: Eukaryota; Metazoa; Porifera; Calcarea; Leucosolenida; Sycettidae
Product: sushi, nidogen and EGF-like domain-containing protein 1
Exons: 1
Coding region: 108-1133 (341 amino acids)
Molecular function (GO): calcium ion binding
Source: RefSeq, a predicted model, not a curated record
CAGAUAAUUUUCAUCUUUUUCUGGCAUAAUUUCCCAGAUCUUUUCACCUGAAACUGAGAACGAUCUCUCUUGCUCAAAGUGCCAUACUUUUUGGGUAGACUGUAAGCAUGUUUUCCGUGCUGUUUGUCGCCCUGAUGCUCAUCACCAUCGGUGGACAUGCUUCGCCGCAUGGUGGGCAUGAUUGUGUUGUUCAAAUGCUCACCACUGCCGGUAUAGGCAACUACAAUGCUCAUACGUACGCGAAGCGCAUUGCCCAGGCCGACGUGGAACCGGACGAGCUUAAGGACGCGAUUUCGCUGACGUUGCGAGUUGUUGGUAUCGACGACGAGGAGGAUCAGCAAAGAUUCAUUGCCUGCUAUUCGUCGUCAGUUGGCGACUCUGAGAGGCCGUCUGCUUGCGUGGGAUACAGUCCUUGUACCGAACACUCUCGCUGCACAGCAUACUCUGCCGUCGCGAAGCCUCACUUCCUCUGCAAGGAUUACGAUGGUUGCCAUGACAAUCCUUGUCUGAACGCGGGCAAGUGUAAGGCUGUUGACAAGACCUUCACUUGCGACUGUGCUAUUGGCUAUACUGGACGGCGCUGUGAGGAGAAGUGGCAAACGAAGGCCAAGGAGGAGGCGCGUCUUGCAAACGUCGUGACGGCCGUCGGCAAUUCAGCGCAAACGCGACAUGGUCAGUCCAUGGCUGCGAUCGCCUCCCUGCGGUCAUUGGUCGAAGGUCUGGUGUCGAUAGUGUCGGGAAUCGAUAGCAAUGUUAAGGCAAGCAAGUCAGUUCUUAUUCCCAGCAAGCGCUAUGUUGCCUAUAGCGAGGAUCUUUCCUGGGACGGUGCCAGGGAUGCAUGCAAGGCCCGCGGCGGAACAUUGGCAGUGAUCCGAAACGCGGAGGAAAACGCUGCCUUUACUGCCGCAGCUGCAUCCCCUAACCCCAACUUCUGGAUCGGUGCCAAUGACAGAAUCACGGAGGGAACAUAUGAAUGGAUCACCGGUGAUCCGUUUACGUUUACUAACUGGCGCAAUGGCGAGCCGAACAAUGGCCAAGGCGUGGAGCACUGCAUCCACGUUAAUGAUGGCGCCUUCAUGUGGAACGACAUCAGUUGCAGUUCACACAUUGGGUACGUUUGCCAGUUUGUGUGAGUCAGUGGUCGUGUAGUCUACUAUUGGUUUUACUGCUCCAUUCUCAUGAUUGGGCUGAAAAGCUAAUGCGCUGAUUUGCCUUCCUUGGAACCAUUUUCGAGUCCUUAGACUUCAUUGUAAUCAAGUCUCUUUCAACGCUUUCUUAUUCUCCCCUUACCAUUCACAAUGAUGUCUAUUUCUGCCCGUUAUUAAUCCCUCUCUGUAAACAUGUACACGCACCUUACAUCAUAGUUUUCCUCCAUCUAAACCAACGAUAGACUUUUCUUUCUCCAAUUCUCUUUGGCACCACGAACGUAUGAUCUCACAGCCUCAAGCAUUCAUUUUGUUGUCUCCAUUCAUCCACCAAAGCCCAUCAGUAUUUGACGAAAAAAGAAUUCAUUAUUACCAA